AUGACCCCUGAGAAGGUGCUGAGAGAGGGGGUGCUGGAGAAGCGGAGCGGGGGGCUGCUGCAGCUCUGGAAGAAGAAGCGGUGCCUGCUGACAGAGAAGGGGCUGCAGCUCUUCAAGCCCAAGGGCUCGCGGCGCAAGGAGCUGAGCUUUGCCCGCAUGAAGGCAGUGGAGUGUGUGGAGUGGAAGGAGCGGCACAUCUACUUCACGGUGGUGAUGGACGACAGCCACGAGAUCGACUUCCGCUGCGCCCAGGAGGACCCGGGCUGGAACGCCGAGAUCACCAUGGGCCUUGUCCGCUUCAAGAACCAGCAAGCGAUCCAGAUCGUCCGCGCCCGGCACAGCUGCCGAGCAGUGGUGCAGUUCGACGCAGCCUCGGUGGGCCAGCCCAUGGACGCGCAGCAUCCGAAGAGCAGGAUGGAGAUGGCCCUCAGCUCGGCGGGCGGUGGGGAGAACAGGAUCCCAGCGGGCAAGUGA
Messenger RNA from Nipponia nippon (crested ibis), 474 nucleotides. It is a transcript of the gene PHLDA3, whose product is annotated as pleckstrin homology like domain family A member 3. Gene Ontology annotation, biological process: intrinsic apoptotic signaling pathway in response to DNA damage by p53 class mediator; negative regulation of phosphatidylinositol 3-kinase/protein kinase B signal transduction; positive regulation of apoptotic process. Gene Ontology annotation, molecular function: phosphatidylinositol phosphate binding. Gene Ontology annotation, cellular component: plasma membrane. Lineage: Eukaryota; Metazoa; Chordata; Aves; Pelecaniformes; Threskiornithidae. The record is from RefSeq and is a predicted model, not a curated record.